GGAGCGAGGGGAGGAGAGAGGGAGGGAAAGAGGAGGAGGAGAAGUAAGACUUUUUAAGCUUGGCGCAAACCCGCAGGAGUCAGAGUGGACUCCAUCUCUCACACAUGAGCAGGAUCUAAUCGCCAUCAUUCAAAGCUGGCCAAGAUGAUCUCACGGAUUUCUCCCUGGUUUGUUGGAUUAUUUCUCAACGUGCUGAGCUGCUCCUCCGGGUACCAGAUGGACGACCCAGGCUCUCAGGGAGACCUGAACCUGACUGAGCUGAUUGGCGUCCCCCUCCCGCCUUUCGUGUCCUUCGUCACGGGCAUGCACGGCUACCCCGCCUACAGCUUCGAAACGGACGCCAACGUGGGCCGCCUCACCAGGUCGUUCAUCCCCGACCCCUUCUACUACGACUUUGCCAUCACCGUCAUGGCCAAGCCCACCACGAGGCGGGGCGGCGUCCUCUUCGCCAUCACGGACGCAUCCCAAAAAGUGGUACAGUUGGGCGUGGCGCUGUCCGAGGUGGAGGACGGUUCUCAGAGGGUUAUCUUCUAUUACUCUGACCCCGCGACAGGAGGCAAGACACAGGAAGCAGCUUCCUUCAAAAUGGGGGACAUGACGGGAAGGUGGGCCAGGUUCACCAUUACGGUGCAAGGCGCAGAGGUGCGGCUCUUCAUGGACUGCGAGGAGUACCACCGUGUCGCCUUCACCAGGAGCCCCCAGCCUUUGACCUUCGAGACCAGCUCGGGCAUCUUUGUAGGGAAAGCCGGAGGUACCGACCUGCCCAGCUUUGUGGGCUCCAUCCAGCAGCUGUUGCUCACGUCCGAUCCCACGGCCCCGGAUGACCAGUGUGAGGAAGAUGACCCUUAUGCAUCCGGAUACGGAAGCGGCGAUGACACAUACGAGGACAUGGAGGGAGAAGAAGAGGUGAAGAAGGUUUUGGAAGAGAGAGAGUAUACAGAGGUGGACCCCGCCUACGGCAGCCCAGUCCAAGCUCCGCCCACUGAGAUGUCAGGUGGUUUCAGUGAUAAUGAUGAUGAUGGUGAAGAAGACGUUGAGGAUGCUUCAGGGCAGGAAGUGGAGGCUGCCAGUACUGCAGUGGCACCAACACAUAGCACAGCGACAACAACCUCCAAACCAGACUCUUACCUGCAGGUGUCCACAACAGGACUGGAAGGUGACAGAGGUGAACCAGGUCCACAAGGACCCGCCGGCCCUGCCGGAGAAGGUGCUGGAUUAGGAGCCGAGCCUGGACCUCGUGGUCCACCGGGUCCUCGGGGACCUUCAGGCCCACCCGGAGCUGCGGGGAAAGAUGGCCAGCCCGGAAGCAAAGGGGAAACUGGCGCUCUCGGAGCAAAUGGCAUUCCAGGAUUCCCCGGGCUUCAAGGAGAGCCAGGACCCAAAGGAGAAAAGGGUGAUACUGGGGUUGGAAUGCCUGGUCUUCCAGGACCUCCUGGAGCUCCAGGGCGCGUAUCCUUCCUGGAUGGCUCAGGUUCAGGUUUGGAGGACUUUGAUGGAGAUGCAGAAAUCAUCCGAGGACCCCCUGGUGCUCCCGGACCCCGAGGACCCCCUGGAGCACCGUCUGAGGCUGGCAUACCUGGACCACCUGGGCCUCCUGGGAAAGACGGGGAGAAUGGAAAACCCGGACUUCCUGACGUGUCGUUUAGCGGCUCCGGUUCUGGUUCUUUGUCUGGUCAGGGAGUGGAGGGAAACGAUGGAGAGCAAGGACUUGCUGGAGAGAAAGGAGACAAGGGAGAACCCGGAGUGAGCGGCGGACCAGGACUGAAGGGAGAUCUGGGCCCUGCAGGAUUUCCAGGACUUCCGGGUCCAGAGGGGACAUCUGGUCCCAGAGGUCCACCGGGCCCUCCUGGACCUCCCGGACCACCCGCUAAAGGCUCUCUCUUUGAAUUUGAGGACUUGGAAGGGUUUGGAUCGGGACAACCAGGAGUGCCAGGACUUCGAGGAGCCAAGGGUGAAGAAGGUCUGCAGGGUCCUGCAGGAGAGCCAGGUCUUAAGGGGCAGCCCGGUGCUGCAGGUCCACCAGGGCCCGCAGGACCAGAAGGAGCGAAAGGUUCAGAGGGUCCUAAAGGAGACGUUGGUGCCCUAGGACUUAAGGGGGAGCCAGGACGGGAUGGACUUAGCCUACCUGGCCCUCCAGGACCUCCUGGCCCUCCAGGAUCUUUCAUCAACUUCCAGGAGCUGCUACUUAACGACACUGAUGGCGUCUACAAUCUCUCGGGGAUUCUCGAGGCUCAGGGUCUCGCAGGACAACCAGGCCUUAAGGGAGACACUGGACUGCAAGGUCUUCAAGGACCUUCAGGACUCAAGGGCGAAAAGGGCGAGCCAGGAAUUAUCAUCGAUGAGAAUGGAUCCACGUCAAGCCUGUCUGAUCUCGUGGGACAUAAAGGGGACAAGGGUGAUGAAGGUGCAAGUGGUCCUGCUGGGACACCAGGACCAAUGGGAAUGCCUGGUCCUAAGGGAGAAUUUGGCUUCCCAGGAAGACCAGGACGUGUGGGAGUUUCGGGACCAAAAGGAGAGAAAGGAGACUCAACCGGCCAGCCUGGAUUUCCAGGCCCUCCUGGACCACCGGGUCGUCCCGGGAUAUUCCGAUACCCCCAAGGAGCGGUGUUCCCCAUCCCUCCUCGGCCUUUCUGCAAAUUGCCUCUCAAUGGAACCAUGACCAUCGGCAACUGUAAAGACGGAGAGAAAGGAGAAAAGGGAGAGCGAGGCCUUCCCGGUGUCCCAGCGCCACCUCAGUUUAUGAGAGGAGGCUGGGGAAUGAAGGGUGAGCGAGGCAUCAAAGGAGAAAAUGGCCAGAAGGGGGAUACAGGGUCACCCGGGCAACCAGGCAGCCCUGGGAGACAAGGACUGGUGGGGCCCAAAGGAGACUCCUUGGUCGGCCCUCCAGGCCCGCCCGGUGCAUCUGGCGCCACAGGCUUCGGACAAACGGGACCACCUGGACCUCCGGGACCACCAGGCCCUCCAGGAGGUCAUGGAGGGUACAGCUCAGGUGCAGGCUCAGGUGGAAACGCUUUGACUUACACCGGACCCCCCGGACCACCUGGACCUCCCGGCCCACGCGGAGGAGGCUUUGCUGCUGCGAAAACCUUUGCCACCGUGGAGGCGAUGAUGCAACAGACGGUCAGAGACGCCGAGGGGACGCUGGUCUUAGUCACAGGGACAGGAAGUCUCUUCCUCAAGGUCUCACAGGGAUGGAAGGAGAUACAGCUUGGCAGUCUGCUCCAGCACACCAAUAACGUCAUAACACAACCUGAGCCUCGGACUGCACAGCUGAUCAAAGCCGACAGAAUCAAGCGAGUGCCCUCGAUUAAAGACCGACUCAACCUGGUGGCCCUCAACCAGCCGCACUCGGGCGACAUGAUGGGCCUGGACAACGUCGACCAGCUGUGCUACCAGCAGGCCAAAGCCAUGGGCCUGCCCAACAGCUACAGAGCCUUCAUCUCCUCCAGCAAGCAGGACCUGGUCCACGUGGUCCACCCCGUCUUCAGGGAGACCCUGCCCGUGACCAACCUCAGGGGGGACGUGCUCUUCGUGAACUGGAGGUCCAUCUUUAACGGCGAAGGGGGCGCCAUCAACCCCAGGAUACCAAUUUAUUCCUUUGACGGACGGGACGUUCUCGCGGACCCCUUUUGGCCUCGGAAGAGCGUCUGGCACGGCUCCACCAGCAGGGGGCUGCGCGUGGUGGACAAGCACUGCGAAACGUGGCGGGCCGACCACAUGUCCGUCACGGGCCAGUCCUCCAGCCUGACCUCGGGUCUGCUCCUGGGCCAGGACACGCGGAGCUGCUCCAACGAGUACAUCGUCCUGUGCGUGGAGACACACAAGAACCCUUAGCGCCGCCACGCCGCCACAGACUGUGCUGUCGUCGAAGGUGCUAAAACCGCGCCGUCCCGUUUUGUCGUCCCUUCGGCACAUAAAAUGGAGCGUUGAUGGAGGGCCACUUUUCACUUAGUUGUAGGCAAUGAUUCCAUACAAAAUGUGCUAGAUGUUAGCCUAAUCUAUGCAGCCAAGAGACCAAAUUGACACAUUCCAAUAAAAUUGUCCACCAUGAAGAUGAAGAAGUCCUACAUUAGCAGGGAACUUGAGGCUUUUUUUUUGUUAUGUUUACAGUUUGUCAUGGAGAUUUCUUUCAAAAACAGUAUUUAACUUUGAUCACAGUUUGUUUCCACUAUUUCCAUUCUUUCUGCCCUUCCAGUGACCACCAAAUUGAAAUGCACUGUACUUCAAUCUUUGUUUUCAGCUCAAUAGGCUAUCUAAUUUAAGUCCAGUGAAUUAUUUAUACCGUCACUGCACAUAAACAUGAAAUCAGAAGAUCUAAGAAUGUAAUUUAUUAUUUGUCUCAUGUUGUGUCUCUUUAUUAUUUUGUACUUUGUGGGGUUUUUUUGCAACUAGUAGAAUGCAUGAAUGGAGAUGAGUUCACAUGCAUUGACUUGAUGCUGGACUUUUUUUUUUUGCAUUUUAUCUCGCUACAUUAUUUUGUGCUGAAAAAUAAAAUGUUGAAAAAUUCCUAAAGGAAAAA
Molecule: messenger RNA, 4519 nt
Organism: Nerophis ophidion (straightnose pipefish)
Lineage: Eukaryota; Metazoa; Chordata; Actinopteri; Syngnathiformes; Syngnathidae
Product: collagen alpha-1(XV) chain-like
Exons: 43
Coding region: 145-3834 (1229 amino acids)
Source: RefSeq, a predicted model, not a curated record